UAUCAUUUGAAACAGUAAAAUCACUAAAAUCAGAGUUAUUAUCAAGACAUCAACUUGCCUAGUGUUUUGAAGUUUUGGACUUGAACGUUAUUAUUUUUUAACGAAAAGUGAGCGAGUGAGCCAAUAUCAUAACUAAAUAACAAAGCACACAGUUUUCAGUAUUAUAUUGUUUAAUGUCAGUUACUGAGCGAGUAAAUUUUUAAUGUUAUGGAUAGUUUCCCACCAGCCAACUGUCGUUUGCAAAUACUAAUUGACGACACUUGGCGUCAAGAAAACUUGUCAUUUGACGAAAUAGUUGUUCCCGUUAAAGAAUUACCUGAUCCUGAGGCGGACGCCACCGAUGCUCAUUUGACGCUUACUCAACAAGAUACAAAGUGGACCGACUUAGCUCUUACAAACAUACUUAGUGACAACCCGUUGCCUCCACCACCCCGAGUUUGACACAUUUAUCAUGGAGUUUCCAGAUU
Diuraphis noxia (Russian wheat aphid) is the source of this 467-nucleotide messenger RNA. Its product is annotated as anaphase-promoting complex subunit 13. The record is from RefSeq and is a predicted model, not a curated record. Lineage: Eukaryota; Metazoa; Arthropoda; Insecta; Hemiptera; Aphididae. Gene Ontology annotation, cellular component: anaphase-promoting complex.